Molecule: messenger RNA, 4084 nt
Organism: Arachis ipaensis
Lineage: Eukaryota; Viridiplantae; Streptophyta; Magnoliopsida; Fabales; Fabaceae
Product: disease resistance protein Roq1
Biological process (GO): defense response; signal transduction
Molecular function (GO): ADP binding
Source: RefSeq, a predicted model, not a curated record
UUCUCUGUUUCUUCUCAAAUUUCUUCUUCGGUCAACACUGUCUCACCUCUUCAGUCCUCUCCCACCCUCUUCUUUAAUCUCUCUACUCGCUGCUCCAAUGUAAGUCUGCGACGCUGCCUCUCUCUGUCCGAAGCUUGUGCUGCGCUUGAUGUCGGCGAUGGUUUGUGGUGGUGGUCGUGGAGGCGAAGCUGAGUGACUGGAAAUCAUCGGCAAAAUCGUCUUGCCACGACGACGGUGCUGGUGGUGGCGGUGGAGAUAGAAGUUGCGCGAGAGGGAGUCAUGAUUUGGGAGUAAAAGAAAAGGUGGAGUUAGACUUAGAAUUUAAAAAGUUAGAGGAGAAUAUUUUUGAAAAUAAAUAUUAUUAGUUUCAAUUUUUGUCGCCAAAAAUUUCAGUCUUGAAAGUAGUCAAUCUCGAUAUCUGUGUUUGCUGCGUGAGAUAAUCAAUUGAGUAGAUUUAUGUGAAUUUUGAGGUGAAGAUAGCUGCAAAGUGUGUUUGAAGAGAAAGAAUGGAGCCAGGCGAGACGCCAUCAGUUUCUACUAAUGCUAGUUGGUCAUGGACGGUGUGCCUUUUCAUAUCAGGUAUAGUUUUUGGUUCAUUCAUAUCAGGCAUCUUUCUCAAUUUGAGACCCUUACUCAGCAGCAAGUUCCGGGCUCUGCUGGGUUACCAAGAUUCAGAUUCCAACAACAUCAACGAUGAACCGUUGGGCGAGGAAGGCAGCAGGUUGAGCCAGGAAGAUUCAGCUUCUCUUCAUUCUCUGGAUUCAAAUGUCAGCCAAGGCAGCUCCCUGAGCCAGCAGGAAGAUUCAACUUGCGAUCAUCCUCCUCCGGAGUCAAAGUCAACUAUGACCGAGGGGAGUUCGUCUUCUCCGCGAGGUUAUAAAUAUGAUGUGUAUCUGAGUUUCAGAGGUGCUGAUACCCGCGGAACUUUCAUUGAUUAUCUUUACCACCGGCUCAUGGAAGAAGGUAUCUUGGCCUUCAAAGACGAUGUGAAUUUAAACAGAGGAGAAAGCAUUUCAUCAGAGCUCCUGCAAGCAAUUAAAGAUUCACGGAUUUCUAUCGUUGUGUUCUCAAGAGGUUAUGCUAGCUCAACUUGGUGUUUGGACGAACUGGUUGCUAUAGUUGAUUGUUACAAAGAGAUGAAGCAGGAACUUUUCCCAGUUUUCUAUGAUGUAGAUCCACGUGAUGUUCGAUAUCAAAGUGGGGCUUACGAGGAUGCGUUUGAUUCGCAUAGGGAGAGAUUCAAAGAAGAGCCUGACAAGAUCUACAAAUGGAAGAGUGCUAUGACGUAUUUGGCCAAUUUAAGUGGUUUUGCUUUAAGAGAUCCCGCUGAAGCCGAAGGGAUUGAAAGAAUAGUUGAGGCCGUGCUGGACACACUGGUUUAUAAAUUCCAAAGUUCAAGAUUUACUCAUAAAAAUCCAGAAUCCACUGAAAGAAGACCAUCGUUGCAGGAAUUCAACAAAUAUGACGUGUUUCUCAGUCUCAGACGCACUCACACUCCCUACAUAUUUAUUGACUACCUUUACCAUUAUCUCACCAAGAAAGGAUUUUCCACCUUCAAGAGUGAAGAGGAGACUGAGAGAGGAGACUCCAUUCCUUCACAGGACCUCCAGGUAAUUAAAGAUUCCAGGAUUCUUAUAGUUGUCUUCACAAGAGAUUAUGCUGACUCAACUUGCUCUUUGGAGGAAGUGGCUACCAUAGUUGAUUGUCACCGGGAACUAAAUCAAACUGUCAUCCCAGUUUUCUGUGAUGUGCAUCCUAGGGAUGUUCGAAGACAAACCGGCCCUUAUGAGAGAGCGUUUGUUUCAUAUACGAAGGAAUUCAAACAAGAUCCCCUCAAGGUUCAAAAGUGGAGGGAAGCUUUGAAUUACUUGACUAAUCUACAAGGUGUGAGUCUAAAAGAUGGAUCAGAGAUUGAAGCGAUUGGAAAUAUCAUUCAGAUAGUGGAACGAUUAUGCCCUAAAUUCUCCAGGCUUAGUAGCCACGGUCCAGUUGGUAUACAAUCCAGUUUAGCCAUGCUAGAAAAGCUUUUGAAAUUAGAGGAUGAUUGUGUUUUAGUUCUCGGAGUUUGGGGCAUGGGUGGAUCUGGAAAGACAACCCAUGCUUUAGCUUUGUAUGACAGAAUAGUUCAGGAAUUUGAGGGUGCUUGUUUUAUUCAGGACGUAAGCCAGGUUUACAGAGUUGGUGGUGCUACUGCUUUGCAGAAACAAAUCCUCUGUCAAUUUUUAGAUGAAGAACUUUCAGAUAUGUACAGUCCUUUUGAAAUGUCUGGCUUCUUAAGAAGAAGGCUUUAUGGGAAAAAGAUCCUUAUAGUCCUUGACAAUGUUGAUGUGCCAAGGCAGUUGGAGUUAUUGGCUAUAAAUCGUAACAUGCUUGGGAACGGAAGUAGGAUUAUCAUAACCACCAGGGAUAGACAUAUUUUGACUGCAUACGAAGCAGAUGUAAUUUACGAGAUUCCAUUAUUGAAUGAAGAUGAUGCUCGUGAACUGUUCUUGAGUGCUUGUCCUGAUGCUACCAAUUAUGAGGGCUAUACUGAGUUGAUUCCCAGAGUACUGGAAUAUGCUGGUGGUCUUCCAUUGGCGAUCAGAGUACUGGCUUCUUUUUUGGGAUCCUGUGAUAUAACUGUCUGGAAAGAUACCUUGAAUAGAUUGAGAAAAGUGCCAUCUUUUGAAGUUAUAAAGAUUCUUCAAAUAAGUUUUGAUGGGUUAGACCAAGAAGAGAAAGAAAUAUUUUUGCACAUUGCUUGUUUCUUUCAUGGGAAGAAACUAGAUUUUGUAAUAGAAGUUCUAAAUUGUUGUGGAUUUUUCGCUCGAAUUGGGAUUCAAGCUUUGAUGGACAAAUCACUCAUUAUAAAAAAUGAGGAGGAAAUUCAUAUGCAUGAUCUAUUGCAAGAAAUGGGAAAGGAAAUUGUUCGUCAAGAAUGUCCAGAAAAUCCAGCAUCGCGGAGUAGAUUGUGGCGUUACGAGGACUUUAGCUUUACCUUGAAGUCAAAGAAUGAAGCAAGCAAAGUUAAAGCCAUAGUUCUAUAUGAGGAUGCCUCCAUCUCCAAACAUGAAGAUCUGAACAUCGAAGGGUUGUCAAAAAUGACAAAUCUUGAACUGCUCAUAGUAUAUCAUCAACAUUUUUCGGGAAAGCCUACUUCUCUUCCCAACAAAUUACGGUAUCUUUUGUGGGAUGGAUAUCCUUCCUCUUCUUUGCCUUCAUUUGAACCGUAUAACCGUCUUGUUCAAUUGAAUUUGCCUAACAGCCGCAUCAAACGGCUAUGGAAUGGCAGUCAGGUAUUUCGAAGUUUAGAAAGGGUGGAUUUGAGUUACUCAAAAGAGCUCAAGGAGACGCCAAAUUUUGAAGGGUGCCCAAGUCUUAAGCGGCUAGAUCUCACAGGAUGCACAAACCUAGUGCAAGUCCAUCCAUCUAUCAGAGAUCUUAAAGAACUUGCUUACUUGAGUUUCCGUGACUGUGAUAAGUUGGUCACCCUCAAUCUUGAUCAUAAAUGCAAAUUAAGUUCUUUGAAGGUUCUUGACCUCUAUAGUUGCAAAAAUCUUAAGAACACACCAGAUUUUACAGGACUACCCAAUCUUGAGCACAUUGAUCUUGGAGAAUGUACACGUUUAUCCACUGUUCAUGAUUCUAUUGGGACUCUUGUAAAUCUUACGUACUUAAAUGUGCAAGGCUGCAUCAAGCUUAAGUUGCCUGAUAGCAUUGAUGUCACAUCUCUUCAAACUCCGAAGGUUCAUGUCACGGAUAGAAAAGAAAAGAAAGAUAGUUCAAAGUGAGAAAAUUGGUAAAAUGAUAAAGUAGUACUUUAAUCACCCCUGAAUUUAUAAUUUUAAUCAUGUAUGAGUUCUAUUACCUUGAAUCAAGGGUGAUUAAAGUAUUACUUUAUCAUUUACCAACGUCUUUGAGAUGUGAAAACCAAUGCAAAAAGGAAAAGAGGGAAAUGAAUGGAAAGAACGACGGGUGCUUUUGGGAGGAAGGAGUCAACAGUCAAGUGUGGUGCUUUACUUGAUUUUUUUUUUAAUUGAAUAAAAGAUAAUAUUUAAAAAAUAUUGAAUUGCAGUAUUUUUUAGAAAGAUUUUCAAGUAUGUCA